UAACCCUUACACCUUUUAAUUUUAGUUUUAUUUUUAAUAUCAACUGUUUAUGACUUACAAAUUUUUCAUCGAAUGUUUACACAUUAAGAAAAACCUAUAAAAAAUUUCAUCAAAUGUGUGCCACACAUAACACAUUAAUAAUAUCAACUGUUUAUGACUAACAAAUCCGGCCUUAAAUUGGUAAAACCUUUGACCAAAAAACGGUAAAAUCUCCAAAAAAGGAGUCCACAUGGCAAUAUCCUUCUUACACGUUGAUAAAUGAGUGAUAGCAUCAGAAGCUUUAGCAACUCUCUACUCAUUUCUCUCUGUUCUUCUUCUUCAAUGGACGAGACCAAAUCGAAGAUAGACGAAAAAUGUAGACGUCGCACUAAAGCCACACCCAUUUGCCGCGAAACUGGGGAUCACGUCCAUUCCCCUCCCACGCGCAUAACCAAAUCCACGCGCCCUCCUCACGCGCCACCGCCAAACCUCGAAUCGAUCUUCCGGCUCUCUCCCGAGCCACGCUACGGCGAAUGCAGGAAGAAUCAGGCAGCCAGCGCCGGCACCACCGCCUACGACGGCUGCGGCGAGUUCGUCAGCGCCAAUCCCGGAGAAGAUUCUUUCGAUUGCGCCGCAUGCGGCUGCCACCGCAGCUUCCACCGGAAGGAAUCUAUCUCCGACGGUAUCCUCGAAGUUCUCAAGAUUUCGCCGUCGCAGUUUCGCCAGAUCUUCUGCUCUCCUUACGGCGAGGCCGAAGAGAAGAAGAGGAUCGCGGUGGAUCGAUCCCGCGAGGAGGAGGAGGCGGCGAGAGCGAAGAGGUUGAAGACGAAGUUCACGGCGGAGCAGACGGAGAAGAUGAGGAGUUACGCGGAGAAGGUGGGGUGGAAGGUUAGCUCCGAGGGUAGAGAGAGAGUCAGAGAGUUUUGCGACGGGAUCGGAGUGACGAGGAAGAAUCUGAGAGUUUGGAUGAACAAUCACAAGGAAGCUAACGGCCGAGUGGAUGAGGAGGAGGAGGAGGGGAGGGUGAAGAGGUUGAAGACGAAGUUCACGGCGGAGCAGACGGAGAGAAUGAGGAGUUACGCGGAGAAGCUGAGGUGGAAAGUGGGCCCUGAGGAUAGGGAGGAGACUGAAGUGUUUUGCAAUGAGAUUGGAGUUAAUCGGAAUAAUUUUAUGACCUGGAUGAAUAAUCACAAGGAGGAAAGAGACUGAUGAUGACAAUUAAACUUUGUAUUUCGUUUCAAUGAAGUUUUUAGUGUAAUAAUGUAUGAAAAAUAAAAUAACAUAAAAAGAAGCAUGUAUAAAUAAAUAAAACAGCUUUCAUCA
This is a messenger RNA of Brassica napus (rape), 1302 nucleotides long. RefSeq names its product zinc-finger homeodomain protein 13. The record is from RefSeq and is a predicted model, not a curated record. Gene Ontology annotation, biological process: regulation of DNA-templated transcription; regulation of developmental process. The coding region runs from base 259 to 1188 and encodes 309 amino acids. Lineage: Eukaryota; Viridiplantae; Streptophyta; Magnoliopsida; Brassicales; Brassicaceae. The transcript has a single exon. Gene Ontology annotation, molecular function: transcription cis-regulatory region binding; DNA-binding transcription factor activity. Gene Ontology annotation, cellular component: nucleus.